This is a messenger RNA of Drosophila guanche, 1124 nucleotides long. RefSeq lists its product as uncharacterized. The record is from RefSeq and is a predicted model, not a curated record. Bases 266 to 913 code for a protein of 215 amino acids. The transcript has 4 exons. NCBI's taxonomy places the organism in Eukaryota, Metazoa, Arthropoda, Insecta, Diptera, Drosophilidae.
UCAUACAACGCGAGACGGUUGCGCAUUGAGCACCGCUUCAAUUCAUGCCACAAAAAAGUCAACCCAAAAAAAAGAAGUUUCGCGAUUAGGCGGAAAUUAGUCAAGCAAAUAAUUAUUCAUCUGUCUCCAGCCAGAGAGUUUGCGUAUUCGCGUGCAAUCUCAAGUGAAAAGUGACUCAAGUGUGUGUUUUGAGGGGCAGAGUCAAAGCUAAACCCGACCAGAUCAGAUCAGUUCAGAUCAGAUCAUUAAUAAAGGCAGCCUCAAGAUGAUUGAGCGACGCAGUCAACUGGACAAGAUAAUCAUCACAGCCAUGGACCGAUUCGUUUGGUUCGUCCUGCUGGUGGUGAUGUCCCAUUUGGUCACGGAGUUCACACGCGUCUCCGGCUAUGCACGCGGUCAGCGUCACGAGCUUGUGCUGCUGAACGAAACGAUGCUGCAACCGAUGCCAGUGCAGAAUAUGCUGCUCUACCCCAGCCACGAGUACGGACAGUACCAACAGCGUCCUUCCUCUAUGAACAGCCUGCAGCAGAAUGCAGCGCUGCUCUUCAGCAGCCUGGCGGCAGGAGCAGGAGCAGGAGCCGGAACAGGCGCAUCUGCUGAGCCCAGCAGCAAUGCGGCCAUGCUGGCGGUUGGUGACAGCCAGCCCGCACAUAACACGGAGCCCAGCUAUCCCCUCUUCAGUCUGCGCCCAUUAAUCGACAGCAUUUUCGAGAUUCCCAUUUCGACGCUGCGCGCUGUCAACAAUAUGGUGGGACGUCUGACCGGCGGCUAUCGGCAGGCAACGACGGAAGUGUCACAAAAAUCUGUGGCGGCAGGCACGCUCCUGCCCUUGGGCAAUCCCAGCGCCACCACCACCACCGGUUCGAAGUACUCGACGUCGCAGCGCAGGGAAAUGCGCGAGGAGAUGUCGUAACUUAAAUCCCGAUUAGUUAGUUAGUAAUUUUGGAUGAAUGUUGGAGCAUUUUCGGGUGUUUAGCGUGUGUUUGUUUUGUGUGCAUUUAUGUUUGUUUGUUUCGUAACGUUUGACAUUUGUGAUAUAUGUGACUUUGUUGUAAGACUAGCUUAAGGGCGUUUAAGUCCGACCCAAAAAAGAAAAUCCAAAAAAAGUAUAUCUAUGUAUGUUU